Menidia menidia (Atlantic silverside) is the source of this 2265-nucleotide messenger RNA. The record is from the annotation of a GenBank genome assembly. Lineage: Eukaryota; Metazoa; Chordata; Actinopteri; Atheriniformes; Atherinopsidae.
AUGGAGAUUCAGAAGGCUCCACUAGAGGGCGGUACUUGGGACAAAGAUAUCCGGAGAGUGGGACAGCUGACCCCCAUGCUGACCGGCAGCACACCCAGAGUGGGGGGCAUCACCAUGCAGCAUGUCGUGACGGCGUGUGAGCCCACCUCCAUGUCUGAAGCCGUGGUGAUGGAGCCCUCCCAGGCAGGGGGCUUCCUGGAGUCGCCCUGCGGCGCCCAACACAGCGCUGCCUCCUUAGAUGACGGCACCGUGGACACAGCAAAUGAGUCCUCAGAGGAAGAGUCCACUGGGGAGAAGGAAGAGGCGAUUGUCACUCUGGAUGCAGUCACCAUCAGCACCAAGGCGACGGAGGUCCCCGCUGAGCACAGCGCCAACACACAGCAUGUGAAAGCCAAGCGUCCAGACUCCCUGUCGGUGCCGGCGGCGGAGCCUCGUCUGUGGACGUCGCAGCGCGACGCGGAGGUGAAGCUCCGGAUCGGGGACUCCGGCGUGGCCGCCGAGACCCCUUUGACUGUGAACCAGAUGUUCACCUCAGUUGUGGAGCGCUUCGGCGACUGCACGGCCUUGAGCUGGAAGGAGGGCGAGCAGCAAAAAAGCCUCAACUAUAAAGAUUACUACCAGAGCUGCCGCACCGCCGCCAAGAGCUUCUUAAAGCUGGGCUUGCAGCGUUACCACGGCGUCGGGAUUCUGGGCUUCAACUCAGCCGAGUGGUUCAUCGCAGACAUCGGAGCAAUUUUGGCAGGUGGGUUCGCCGUGGGCAUCUACACCACCAACUCUCCUGAGGCCUGCCAGUACGUAGCAGAGAACAGCAAGGCUAAUGUCAUCGUGGUGGAGAACCACAAACAGCUGCAGAAAAUCCUUCAGAUUGAAGACAAGCUUCCUCACUUGAAAGCCAUCAUCCAGUACAAAGAUGCACUGAAAGAGAAGAGACCAAAUCUAUACUCUUGGGCCGAGUUCAUGGCGCUCGGGAGGGACGAGCCCGACGCGCCUCUGGACGCAGUCAUCUCCAGCCAGAAGCCCAAUCAAUGCUGCACGCUCAUCUACACCUCAGGAACCACAGGACAGCCCAAAGGAGUCAUGCUGAGCCACGACAACAUAACGUGGACGGCGCUCUCCACCGGCAUACACGUGCACCUGACGGAGGCCCGGGAGGUGGUGGUCAGCUACCUGCCGCUCAGCCACAUCGCUGCCCAGAUGAUGGACAUCUGGGUCACCAUGCGGGUCGGAGGAGCCACCCACUUCGCCCAGCCAGACGCCCUCAAGGGCUCGCUGGUGAACACCUUGAAGGAAGUGCGCCCCACGGCCUUCAUGGGCGUCCCACGUGUGUGGGAGAAGAUGCAGGAGAAGAUGAAAUCCGUGGGGGCCAAGUCCUCCACCGUACGCAGGAAGGUGGCCGCCUGGGCCAAAGACCUGGUCUUCAAAAAGGUGCGCAAGGCCCUGGGCCUGGACCGCUGCAGCAAGUGCUACACGGGCGCCGCCCCCAUCACCAAAGACACGCUGGAGUUCUUCCUCAGCCUGGACAUUCCCCUGUACGAGCUCUACGGCAUGAGCGAGAGCACAGGGCCGCACACCAUCUCCCGCCCCGAAGCCUUCAAGCUCACCAGCUGCGGUAAAGAGAUCCCCGGGUGCAAGACGAAGCUGCACACCACCGAUGAGGAGGGGAACGGCGAGAUCUGCUUCUGGGGACGCCACGUCUUCAUGGGCUACCUCAACAUGCCCGACAAGACCGAGGAAGCCCUGGACGCAGAGGGCUGGCUCCACUCAGGGGACCUGGGCAAGCACGACAAGAACGGCUUCCUCUUCAUCACCGGGAGGAUUAAAGAGCUCAUCAUCACCGCAGGAGGGGAGAACAUCCCCCCCGUCCCCAUCGAGGACGCAGUGAAAGAGGCCCUGCCGCUCGUCAGCAACGCCAUGCUGAUCGGAGACAAGAAGAAGUUUCUGUCCAUGCUGCUCACCAUUAAGUGCCAGACGAACGCGGAGACGGGCGACCCGGAGGACGAGCUGACGGCGGAAGGCCAGGAGCUGUGCAGGAAGCUGGGCAGCAACGCCACGCGCGUCUCCCAGGUCGCCGGCGGCCGCGACCGCGCCGUCCACGCCGCCAUCCAGGAGGGAAUCAACCAGGUCAACGAGAGGGCCACGUCCAACGCCCAGCGCAUCCAGAAGUGGCAGGUCCUGGAGCGGGACUUCUCCAUCGGGGGAGGAGAGCUGGGUGAGUGGGAGAGAAAGAGCAGGGAGGAAAAAAAAGCCUCCAUCACAUGGCUCUGA